AUGAUCAAGAUCCCUUUGCUCGCCUCACUUCUCCUCAGCGGAAUAGCUCAAGGUCUAGCUAUUGCUGAACGGGCUACCCCGGUUUGGCUCACUCUGCCGCCAACACCACCCUUCCUGCCCCAAUCAGCAAGGCCAGAAUUCCCGUGGACGGCGUUGAGCUGUGGAUCCAAAAAUGCCCGCAAAACACCUUUGGUCUUUGAUCACGGCGGCCUAGGCUACUCGGCCUACUUCGGUGCAGUCCUGAGCCGACUGAUCGCGAAGGGACACUAUGUAAUCGCCCUCGACCGCCGCGGGCACGGCCGCAGCACGUUCAAGGAAGACGACGUCUUCACAUUCGACCUCUUUGCCAACAAUAUCUACGAGCAGCUAAAGGCCGUGGGUGUCUCCAAGUACAAUGUAGUCGGCUGGUCCGACGGCGGCGCAACCACCAUCUCCGCCCUGCUGAACCGCAAGAUAUCCCCUACGAUCGAGAAGGCAUUCCUCUUCGGUACUUUCAUGGUCCCCUCCGAUUCGAACCCAAAUUUCCCGAAUACGGACAUCUAUUCCGAGUUCGUUAGUCGCUGCGCGAAGGAGUACAGCCAUCUCCAGCCCCAGGCCAACUUCACCUCAUUCGCGACCAAGGUAGCGACUCUGGAGGCUACUCUGCCACAAUUCACCAAGGCCCAGCUGCGCACCAUCGACGGCUCCCGGGUCAGGAUUGCGGGCGCCCAGUACGACGAAGCGGUGAAUCUGGAUGUCCCGGCUAAGCUGCACGCCGCCAUCCCGGGCAGCAGUUUGGUCAUUCUCAAGAACGUCAGCCAUUUCGCACCGCUGCAGGACCCCGAUCAAUUCACCCGAGCGUUGGAAGACUUUUUCUAUGCAUAA
Messenger RNA from Aspergillus fischeri NRRL 181, 864 nucleotides. RefSeq names its product alpha/beta fold hydrolase. The record is from RefSeq and is a predicted model, not a curated record. Bases 1 to 864 code for a protein of 287 amino acids. The transcript has 2 exons. Lineage: Eukaryota; Fungi; Ascomycota; Eurotiomycetes; Eurotiales; Aspergillaceae.